AAAAAAAAAAAACUUGUAUCCUUUGAAUGAACCUUUUAUCAUUAACAAAUUAAAAUGAAAAUUGCAAUUAGAAUGCAUAAAAAGAAAAAGUCGUUAAAAAAUAUAAAUGAAAUUUGUUAUUUGGUGUAAAAUGGAGACGCGAAAGGAGAAAGAGGAGGAAAAGGAGGAGAAGGAGGAGGAGGAGUAGGAGGAGGAGAAGAAGGAACGCAGCGUAUCACUGGAUGAAAAAUUGUUGUGCGUAUUUUGAGAUCUCUCAUACAAAAUUGUGGAAGUAGUUGUCUCUAUAGUUUUAAAAAAAACAACCUUGCGUGGGUGCACGUAAUACCAUCGAAAACUCUAUUUAUAAGUAGUAGAACACAGAACGGUGUCUUAUUAUUAUCCGAAAUAAAACUGGUUUUAAAAGAGGGGUGGCAAAAGAACGACGACGAGUUCGGUUGAAGAAAACACGACAGACGGUUUCUUGUAUUUUAUAAAUAUCGUUUUUACACAAACACUAAUCUACACAGAGAAACACACAUGAUCGCAUUUAUACUUUUAGAGAUUUACUAAACACACGUCAUUGUUGUAUUCUCAAAAGAACAAAUCUAAUUAUGUUAAUUAAAUUGUUAGGAAUUUAUUUUUUUAUACAUCUUUUGUUUAUCUUCUCGUUUUUUUUUUUGUUAAGUCAAUUUAAUUAGGAUGUUACUAAAUUACUAAUAAUUUAAAUAUGGCUCCGACAAGUGGAUAGAAAUUUGUGAUUGUUUUUUUUUAUUUAAAAAAGAACACGAGGAAAAAUCGUAAAAGUUGUUCUCAAAACGAAAGUUAAUAAGAAAAGUGGAGCGGGGGCGGGGAAAUGAUUAAAAAAGAACUGAAAUUAAAUAAGUUUUGAUUAAAAAAAGAUUAAGUGAAGGAGGAGGAGAAGGAGGAGGAGGAGGAGGAGGAAGAGGGUCAGAAAGUAACGGGAGGAGGAAAUAUAUCGAUUUCUUCUAGUUUCGCGAGUAAACGGACAUGCGUCGGGAUUCGGAUUGCUUCUGGAAGUUGACGGAAAGAAGGUGUGACCUUAUACUAGCUGACAACGUAACACAAACAUCAUCAUUUCUCUAGUUCCUUUCGAAUUCCGUUAGAAAGAAGAUACUCCUUAUUAAAUUAAUCAACAAUUUAAGAAAGAAGAAACAAUCAAGAGAUUUCGACAAAGAAAAUAUGCCAAUUUGAAAACAAAAUUAUAAUUUUGGUGACUCGCGCUUAGAAGAUUUCAACUUAUAUUCGAUCACAUUCUUGUUUUCUUUUCUUCAAUAUAAUAAUCAAGAAGACAACAUGCAUCGUGUUCUUAGUUUUCAAAUGGCUCGUGGAUUGGGCGAAUCCAGCGAAUUCGUAACGAAACGCAUGUGUUUUUCCUUUCUUUUCUCAGUUGGAUUUAUUUGUCUACUUUGUGGUUUCUUACUUGGCCGAUUUGCUUCUGAAAGAUCGAUAGAAUUUCGCGCUCAAAGAAGACGACUCGAAUUAGACGGUAAUGGAUUAAAACAUAACGAACAUCUUCAACAAUUUUUACUACAAAAAUUAGGAGAAUCGUCCUACCAAACAAGUUGGACAAAUUCCAUCAGUAAAGAAGAUAUUGAAACUUUAAAAAUUGGCGAAGUGUUAUCCGAUUUACCGAUUUUUCAUCAAAUUGUUACAAAUGGUUCCUUUGUUCUUGCUACUUCUCACGGCUCACGAGAACGUGACAGAUUCGUGAUUUUAUCAGCAAGUGGAAAUGGAAUUGAUAUUGCAUUAGAAUUGGCUAAAGUAUUAAAUCAAUUACGAGUUGAACAUAAUUGGAAACCACGUCGUACCCUCAUAUUUUGUUUAUUCUUGGGUUCUUUAGAUAUUUGUCCGACUAUGAUGUCUAAUUUUAUACGUCAUAAAAUUGUUGCUUAUAUAGCUUUAUAUGAUGACAAUUUACAAGGUAAUGGUAGUUUUAUCUCUGCCGGAUCAGAUGUGAUACAAUCUAUCAUUCUUCAAGAAGUUAAAAUUAUCAGAAAUUUAAAUUAUCAAAACAAUAACAUAUUCGAUUUGGAUAAUCAAGCAUAUCAAAAAAUUGUAUUUCCACGUCUUGCAUUAGAUAUUCCGCAUGCUGUCAUUUCAUUUAUGAAAAACAACAAUACUGUUAACAAUGAAAGUUUCAAAUCCCAUCGUAUUCCAUUAAUGCAAUUAAUAGGUGACACCAUUUGGAGAUUGUCAGAGAGUUUAGUCUUUCAUUGGAAUGUUAAAUACUUUAACGACACUGUUAACAACGUAUUGGAAACUAUCAAUGUAUCCACAUUUUUGGAUAUAAAAGAUGAAAUUAAAGAAAACGUUGACAAAUUAAUGUCUGAAGUACAAGUACUUAACCAAAGGAUUGAUACGACUGAUCUUAGCAAAUCCUUGGAUACAAGAAUAAUGAAUGACAUAUUGAUGGACUUGGACAGAUCACUUUUAUGUCCAGACAAAUAUUUUCGCUCAAAGACUGACUUAGCGUCAUUUCAUAUAUUGUCAGAACAAUCACCAUUCAUGUUGAGUUAUUUAAGCGAUUUACAACAAUGUUACAAUGCAGCUGUCCAAUUAUUACAAGAAUGGUAAUCAAAAAGAAAAAGAAAAAAACCAAAAUAAAAUAGUAGAUGAAAGUUAAAUAUUUAUAUUUCAAUAGACUGUGGUAAUGGAAAAAUAUUACCACUUAAUUCAGACUGCUGAUCACAAAAAUGAUGUAUUGUAAACUUUUUAUAUAUA
Polistes dominula (European paper wasp) is the source of this 2721-nucleotide messenger RNA. RefSeq names its product aminopeptidase NAALADL1. Gene Ontology annotation, molecular function: carboxypeptidase activity. NCBI's taxonomy places the organism in Eukaryota, Metazoa, Arthropoda, Insecta, Hymenoptera, Vespidae. The record is from RefSeq and is a predicted model, not a curated record.